ACGGCAGAAGAAUAGACAGCAAUUCCUGAUCUUCCAGAUCUCAAGACUUCAUAACUUGGGCUUGAGGAAACUGGGGAAGGAGGAACAGAUUACUACAUCAAGUGACCGGAGGUAUAGAAGUCCUGUUGCUCAGCUUUUUACCCCAGAUUUCCUUUGUACAUUUUCUCCGGACCACUUCCACGCACCUCACCAGUCUAAUGACACAGUUAGCACAGACCAAGCAGAAAUGACAGUGACUUACUCCCGUCGAGUGGCUGAUGCAGGUCUGGGCACGUUCUUUCACCUGCUCCUGCGUUGGAAGGGCAGCAUCUACAAACUGCUGUACAGGGAGCUCAUCAUCUUCACCAUCCUCUACUACUUCUUCAGUGUGGUGUACAGAAAUAUACUCAAUGAUGACCAAAAGAGGCAGUUUGAAAAGCUGUCAAUAUACUGCGACCGCUAUGCAGAGCUCAUCCCCGUGUCCUUUGUGCUCGGUUUUUAUGUGACAUUGGUGGUGUCCCGUUGGUGGGGUCAGUAUGAGAACAUCCCAUGGCCGGACAGGUUGGCAGCAUUAGUGGGGGCUCAUGUGCGCGGAGCAGACGAGAUGUCCAAACUGACCCGUCGUACUCUGAUGCGAUAUGCCAACCUUUCCGGUGUGCUGACCUACCGCUCUGUCAGCACUGCUGUUUACAAGAGGUUUCCCACCAUGGAGCACCUUGUCCAGGCAGGUUUGAUGACCUCAGACGAGCUGAGGCAUUUGGACAGCCUACCAUCUCCUCAUAACAAGUUCUGGGUUCCCUGUAUGUGGUUUGUUAAUCUGGCUCUGAGAGCUCGAACUGAAGGACGAAUAAACAAUGACGUGGCACUCACUGCCAUUCUCACAGAGUUGAAUAGUUUGCGAGGAAAAUGCAUGAAGCUGUAUGGUUACGACUGGAUCAGCCUGCCUCUUGUCUAUACUCAGGUUGCAACAGUUGCAGUGUACAGUUUCUUCCUGGCGUGUCUCAUUGGUCGUCAAUUUUUGGAUCCAGCUCAAGGUUAUCCUGGACAUGACAUUGACUUUUAUCUGCCCAUCUUCACUCUGCUGCAGUUUUUCUUCUAUGUUGGUUGGCUCAAGGUGGCUGAGCAACUCAUAAAUCCUUUUGGUGAGGAUGAUGAUGACUUUGAAACCAACUGGGUGGUAGAUCGAAAUUUGCAGGUGUCCUUGUUGUCAGUGGAUGAGAUGUAUGACAGUCUCCCAUUGGUUGAGAAAGACAUGUACUGGAAUGAGACCGAGCCUCAGCCUCCGUACACAGCUGCCAGCGCUGAACACCGAAAACCCUCUUUCAUGGGCUCAGCUUUGGAUAUCAGUGUUCCAAAGGAGGAGAUGGAGUUUCAGUCCAACCUGGAGCAGAUUAAGGAAAAUGAAGAGACUAACUACUCCACCCCACUUUUGGGAGGGUUGGGUCGCCUGCUUGGAGUCCAAUCUCCUAAUUUCCCUCGCUCUUCUCGGGUGUCUCUUUUACGCAGACGUCCUGGAGCUCCUUUAAGCCGCUUCCCCCUGUAUCUGCACCCAGAAGCCCCUUCUACUCCAGGCCAAGGCCGCCACCUUUUGAACCCAGAGUCUGAGUUUGCGCUUUCUGCUUUGCCCCCAUUUGACAGAUCUGGUUUUUACAGCUGUCCUCAGACACCCAUCCACUGUGUGCCUCCUGCUUUUCCCCGUCCUAGACCUGCCAGAAGAGCUCAGAAUGAAUGGGAUCGUAGCUGUAACUCUCUUGCCCCUCCAGUACAGGGCUCACAGCAAGUACCUCCAGACACACCAAACCACGCCUUACAACCGCCAUCUUCUGCUUUUCCCUGGCUUGGAGGGGACAGUGAAGUACCAAGUGGUCCAGCUUUCUCCUUCCCUGAUCCUGCCCCAGAACUUAGCCCUAUAUCUAAAAUCAGACAUGGCUUAUUGUCUCGCAGACCACCUGCGAGACUCACCUUAGACACUGCCACACCUAUGGAUAUCCAGACAGCCCCUUCCAGUGCCCGCACCACUGGUAGUGAAAGAGUGUUCUCAUUCACCCCUCCUUCACGCAGUGCAAAUCCAAGUAAUCCAAGUAGUAGCACCACCAGCAUCAAUGCAGCCAUCAGCAACAGUGCAGGCACAACAGGAAGUCUCUGUAAUGGCACAAAUCACAGUAGUUUUAAUAACAGCUUUAGCAGCAACAUGAGGGCAAGCAACGGGGGUGCCAAUGGUGGCUUAAGCAAUAUUGUGAACACAGUUUCCAGUGCGCAGCAAGAAGCCAACCAACAAAACUCACCAAAUGAUUCAGGGAUUUCAUUGGCUGAUGGGGACUUGUUGGGUGUUUUAGUGGACAAUGGGGUGAACAAGGCCGGGGCAAAGGAGCGGGAAUGAGAGGCACAGACACAGACUGUUUUUGCCUCACAUGUAGCUUUCAAAAUAUCACAAACUGGAUGUGGAGACUGCUGAAACACAAGGCAGACAUGAAAAGUGUUAAACUAGAGUUAAUCACUUCCUGAUUAACUUGUGAAAAAGCACCUUACAAGGAUAAACCAGAGACAUAGAAACCAUUCACCAUAAAGUGUGCAGUGGCAGAAGGAAAAUGUAAUUUUGCUACAAAUAUUUGCAUAAUUGCUGUAAAUGUCUAAUAACAGAGC
Messenger RNA from Periophthalmus magnuspinnatus, 2622 nucleotides. It is a transcript of the gene best1, whose product is annotated as bestrophin 1. Lineage: Eukaryota; Metazoa; Chordata; Actinopteri; Gobiiformes; Gobiidae. Gene Ontology annotation, molecular function: chloride channel activity. Bases 227 to 2359 code for a protein of 710 amino acids. The record is from RefSeq and is a predicted model, not a curated record. The transcript has 11 exons.